UGACUCACUGCAUUUCAAUCUGUUUCGCGUAAAGAAUGGCGCAGAUCCGUCUUGUCCGAAAUUUUGUACCAAAAUAGCAGGCAUCAGGCUGUGUGACCUUGCUAUGGCUGAGCAGCUUUUUUUUUUAUAUAUACUUUGUUUUUUAGAAUCUUCCACUUCUUUUCUCCACCUUCAACCGCUCUUCUUCUAAAUCAAUCAUAUACUCAACUUUGAAGAAAAAAAAAUGCCUUCCGUUGAAAAGACCGUUAGCAGGCUGACAGAAUCACGAUGGUCGAUAUUAUAUAUUUUGCUGGCUACUCUACAAGCCAUCAUCAUUGUUGGCAUUCAAGCGGCCAUUGCCUAUGAAAACUCUAAUGAAGCUAAGAGAAUCAUGGUGAGCAACGUCGACUCACUCUUACACGACCAUGGGGACGCAAAUGAACGAUUUGACCGUAUGCGGUGGGAAAACGUUGCGUUCUGUGGCUAUCAAAUCUGGUUCUGUGCAAUGGCAUAUGAUUCCGUUGUCAACCAAAAUAUAGCUGAGGUCAUUGCUAUUUUCAGUAUGAACCUCAUCUGCGCAAUUCUAGGUGCACUGGAGAUUGUCGACAAUGAUCGUUGGAUCAAUACGCUGAGCCCCUUCAUUGACGUAUCGAUUUUGAAGACCGCCGGCAAAUUAGAGAUUGUUUUGGCCGUCAUAUUACCCGUCUUCGCCGUUGCUUUUGCACUGCCCAGUUAUAAGUUGACCAAGCAACUUGGUUGGACACGCUACAAGAAGAUUGGAGCUGACCUUGCCAUUGACAAAAUGUACCGUGUAUAUCAACAGUUCCUACUGGUUCUCAAGAUCGACAUCUUUACAGAGUUCAUCGUGUCCCUUUUCUUUGUUAUCAAAGGAGGUAUUGCUACUGAUGGCGUCAAGUCUACUACUCCUUGGAUUGAAUACGUUCAAGUUGGUGUGACGGCGUUGAUUUUACCAAUGCUAAUUGCUGCUCGAGUUGCUACCAACGCUGAGAACAACGCAGGCAUCAUCACAUUCAUCGUCUUUCAAAUCAUCGUCGUAUUCCACUUUGCCCUCAUGUUGUAUCUAACCAUUGGAGCUUCUGACAAAUGGGUCAUAUGGAUUUGCUUUGUCGUCAUUGGCCUAGUCAUUACUCUCACAACCAUUGUACUGGCCAUUAUAUGUCAGCGUAACUUUGGACAUGGUUUAAAAUCUGUCGUUCAGAAGAAACCAAAGGGUGAACACGAUGGUAUCAAGGAACUCCAUGCCCUUGAGGCUCAAGACUCGUGGAAGAUUGACGACUAGUCCCUAUGGAUACUUUAUCCUAUUUACCUUCAAAUGUGGUCUGUUUCCCGCAAACAGCAUUAGUAUAUACCAUGUAUCUAUACAAGCAUAAUCCCUCUGUCUCUCAUUC
Molecule: messenger RNA, 1388 nt
Organism: Umbelopsis ramanniana AG
Lineage: Eukaryota; Fungi; Mucoromycota; Umbelopsidomycetes; Umbelopsidales; Umbelopsidaceae
Exons: 6
Coding region: 224-1279 (351 amino acids)
Cellular component (GO): Golgi apparatus
Source: RefSeq, a predicted model, not a curated record